Messenger RNA from Neltuma alba, 3105 nucleotides. RefSeq names its product DNA polymerase zeta catalytic subunit-like. Lineage: Eukaryota; Viridiplantae; Streptophyta; Magnoliopsida; Fabales; Fabaceae. Gene Ontology annotation, molecular function: DNA binding; DNA-directed DNA polymerase activity; nucleotide binding. The record is from RefSeq and is a predicted model, not a curated record. Gene Ontology annotation, biological process: double-strand break repair via homologous recombination; error-prone translesion synthesis. Gene Ontology annotation, cellular component: zeta DNA polymerase complex; nucleus.
GUUUCUUGCAGAAUCAAGAGGAGAACUUUUACCUGAUCCCCGGUUUGAUGCCAUCAACGUUGUAGCUCUUUUUUCAAAUGAUAAUGACACUAUUGUAGAUAUUAUUGUCCUUUUGCAUUGUAAACUAGAACCUUGUCAGAGAAAUUUUGGGGGCCUAUCAGGCUGCAAGGUGUUGGUCUUCACAGAUGAAAAGUACUUGCUAAAAAAAUUUAUUAAGAUUGUGUCUUCAUAUGAUCCAGAUAUUCUGAUGGGUUGGGAUAUUCAAGGCGGUUCUCUUGGUUUUUUAGCAGAAAGGGCUUCGCAUCUUGGUUUAGGAUUACUUAAUAGUUUAUCUCGCACUCCAUCUGACUCUCGGACUACUUCUGAUGGUACUGAAACGUCUGAAAAAGAUAUGUCAGAAACUGCCAUUCCGGGUACAUCUAGUGCAGAUGAUGUACAAGAAAGUUCAAUAAUUGAAGAUGAAUGGGGACGAACACAUGCCAGUGGAGUUCAUGUUGGUGGCAGAAUCGUGCUUAAUGUGUGGCGACUUAUCCGUGGAGAAGUUAAGCUCAAUUUAUACUCAGUUGAUGCUGUGGCUGAAGCUGUAUUGAGGAGGAAAGUUCCUUCAAUUCACAACAAGGUUCUGACCAAAUGGUUUUCUGGUGGUCCUGGACGAGCAAGAUAUCAGUGUGUCAAAUAUGUUACUAAGAGAGCAAAGCUGAAUCUUGAGAUAUUAAGCCAACUUGAUAUGGUAAAUCGAACAUCAGAACUUGCUCGUAUUUUUGGUAUAGAUUUUUUUUCUGUUCUCUCCAGAGGUUCACAAUAUCGUGUUGAAUCAAUGUUUCUGAGGUUGGCACAUACGCAUAACUAUCUUGCCAUCUCUCCUGGAAAUCAACAGGUUGCUUCUCAACCUGCCAUGGAGUGCCUGCCCCUUGUGAUGGAACCAGACUCAGGAUUUUAUUCAGACCCGGUUGUUGUAUUUGACUUUCAAUCAUUAUAUCCAUCCAUGAUAAUUGCGUACAAUCUUUGCUUUUGUACGUGCCUUGGCAAAGUUGUGCCAUCAAAAGCAAACACGCUUGGGGUUAGUUCAUUUUCACCCAGGCAGCAUGUUCUGCAGGAUUUAAAAGAUCAGAUCUUGCUUACUCCAAAUGGUGUUAUGUUUGUUCCUUCCAAGGUUCGUCGAGGUAUACUACCACGCUUGUUGGAAGAAAUUCUAUCAACUAGGAUAAUGGUGAAACAAGCAAUGAAAAUUUUGGCUCCUUCACAGCAAGUCCUUCAGCGGAUAUUUAAUGCAAGACAGCUUGCUUUGAAGCUUAUAUCAAAUGUGACUUAUGGCUACACUGCUGCUGGAUUUAGUGGUCGUAUGCCUUGCGCAGAGCUUGCAGACAGUAUAGUUCAAUGCGGCCGUUGCACAUUGGAAAGGGCCAUAUCAUUUGUAAAUCAACACGAUAAGUGGAAUGCAAAAGUCAUUUAUGGAGAUACUGAUAGCAUGUUUGUUCUCCUCAAAGGACGCAAUAUUAAAGAAUGUUUCCAAAUUGGGAGUGAGAUUGCUUCUGCUGUCACUGCUAUGAAUCCUAGUCCUGUCACCCUGAAGUUGGAGAAAGUUUAUCAGCCUUGUUUCCUCCUUACUAAAAAGCGGUAUGUUGGUUACAGUUAUGAAAGCCCUGAUCAAGUUGAGCCAGUUUUUGAUGCUAAAGGUAUUGAGACAGUUCGUAGAGACACAUGUGGUGCAGUUGCAAAGAUAAUGGAACAGUCUUUGAGGCUUUUCUUCGAAAAUCAAGAUUCAUCGGAGGUGAAAAGUUAUUUACAACGUCAGUGGAGGAGAAUUCUUUCAGGCAAAGUCCCGCUUAAAGAUUUUGUCUUUGCUAAGGAGGUUCGCCUAGGUAGCUAUAGCGCAAGGACAUCAUCGUCUUUACCUCCAGCUGCAAUUGUCGCCACCAAGGCAAUGAGGUUUGACCCUAGGGCUGAACCACGUUAUGCUGAGAGAGUACCUUAUGUUGUAAUCCAUGGAGAGCCUGGAGCCCGCCUGGUUGACAUGGUUGUGGAUCCGUUGGAAGUUUUGCGACUCGAUUCCCCACUAAGAAUAAAUGACUUGUAUUACAUAAAUAAACAAGUAAUACCUGCUUUGCAGCGGGUGCUUGGGCUUGUUGGUGCUGACCUUAACCAAUGGUUCUUAGAGAUGCCCCGUCCUUUAAAGGAAGCCCGUGUAAAGCAUCUCAUAGCUCCGAAUUCACAUCGAACAAGAAUAGACUCCUAUUAUCUGUCAAAGCAUUGCAUACUGUGUGGCGGGUUGGUCCAAGGAUCUGCACAUAUAUGCAUUCAGUGUUCUGAAAAUGGAGUGGCUGCUGCAACGGCUGUGAUUAGUAAAACAUCAAAGUUGGAACGAGAGAUGCAGCAUCUUGUUGCUAUAUGCGACCAUUGUGAGGGUGGAGGCAGGCUUCUGGAAAGUGAUGUGAAGUGCACGUCAAUUUCAUGCUCGGUGUUUUAUGAGAGACGAAAAGUUCAGAAAGAACUACUAGCGAUGAACCAUGUUGCUGCUGGUGAAGGCUUCUAUCCCAAAUGCAUGGUCGAGUGGUUCUGAGCAACAGUUGUCACGUUCACCCCUGGAUAUUUGUGUAGAUAUAUUUCUCUUGUGAUUAGAUUUGCGUGCCUGGGGUUUGCCAUAUUUGGUUUCCUUCUUUUCCUUGUUCACAAAAUUCAUAGUUGCCCAUCUUGUUUCCGCAAAAAGAAAAAAGAUCCCCAUCUUGCUCAGCCUACGAAAAGAAGUGCGUCUCAUGAUUUAUGGAGUUGAAAAUGGUCAGGUCAGUUGGGAUAGACAGCAGCCGGCUGAUGGCCGUCGCAGGCCGUCUUCCGCCUGAAGAGAAUAUAUAGUUUCGAAAUACAGUCUUCUGCCGUGGUGAGUCCUAACUUUUUCUUCUUAUUUUUUCCUUUAAUCUUACACGGAUAUAUUUUCCUACAUGCUGCAUGCAGUCUAAGAAAUGAGUAGGGUUAUUCACUAUCUUUCGGACCAGAGUUAUUAACUGUUUGUGGAUGAUGUGAUUUUGAUUUUAUAUUGUAUGCUAAUGCUGAUGCUGAAUGUUUAUCUUUGGACAAAAACCUAAUAUUAGUUACUUUUAAUUAUUCUAA